CAAAAUGAGUUACUAGAUAAGGUAUGGGAAAGUGAGAAACAAUUUUGUAGGCUCUUCCUCUAAACUUUUAAGCACCAAAGAGAGUCUCGGAGCAGAGCAGAGGUCAAUGUUGCAUUUGCAUAAUCUGGUGAAUUCCAAUGGAACGGCACGUACGGCUUUUUCUGAACAGGAUCUCAUUCGGCUCCAUUGCCAUGGCCACCUUCACCCUCAUCCUCCUCUUCCUCCAAACCCCAGAAACCUGCAUCCCUCUGAAUUCCCCCUCAAAACCCCAUCUCAAAUUCCCCAAAUCCUCCUGCGAUUCCUCCCCCCGCGAGCUCGUCUCCAUCGCCAAGAAGAACAAGCGCCUCUGGUCCACCAAUGACUGGCACAAGAAGCUCUCCUCCUUCGCCCAACUCUUCCGCCCGAUUUGCGAUCUAGGUCUUCUCCACAACCACACCAAAGUCAUCUGCGUAUCCGCCGGAGCCGGCCACGAGGUCAUGGCGCUCUCGCAGAUGGGAGUUGUUGAUGUCACCGGCGUCGAAUUGGUGGAUUCGCCGCCCUUGGUCAGCCGCGCCGAUCCGCAUAAUCUGCCGUUUUUUGAUCAUGCGUUUGAUCUCGCGUUCAGUGCUCAUUUGGCGGAGGCGCUGUUUCCGUCUCGAUUCGUGGCGGAGAUGGAGAGAGCUGUGAGGCCUAAAGGCGUCUGUGUCGUCGUCGUUGAGGAAUGUGGAGAUGAAGAGGUUGGGGAGAUUGUGGGGUUGUUUACGAAAUCGCGAUUUCUAGAUUCAGUCAAUGUGACGUUAACUGGCUUGAAAAUGACUCGGAUUAUAAUGAAAAGAGUUUCUCGAUAGACGAUCAUUCGAUUUGUUCU
Molecule: messenger RNA, 847 nt
Organism: Momordica charantia (bitter melon)
Lineage: Eukaryota; Viridiplantae; Streptophyta; Magnoliopsida; Cucurbitales; Cucurbitaceae
Product: S-adenosyl-L-methionine-dependent methyltransferases superfamily protein
Molecular function (GO): S-adenosylmethionine-dependent methyltransferase activity
Source: RefSeq, a predicted model, not a curated record